Molecule: messenger RNA, 1393 nt
Organism: Glycine soja
Lineage: Eukaryota; Viridiplantae; Streptophyta; Magnoliopsida; Fabales; Fabaceae
Product: secretory carrier-associated membrane protein 4-like
Exons: 12
Coding region: 207-1016 (269 amino acids)
Biological process (GO): protein transport
Cellular component (GO): trans-Golgi network membrane; recycling endosome membrane
Source: RefSeq, a predicted model, not a curated record
AAAAUUCAAUUUCAGUUACCUUUUUUCUAUCAAUUCCAAAACUAUAUCCCGCGUUACGAACAAGCCAGGUAGCCAGAAAAAAGGGAGAGAAGUGCGGUCUCUCACCGCACGCACUAGCACUGUCUCACUCUCUCACUCUCUCACGCACGCAUCAUCUCAAACUUGUUCGCACUUUUUCACGGAUCUGAUCUAACUAAGUUCUCGCCAUGAAUCGCCACCACGAUCCCAAUCCUUUCGAGGAAGAAGAAGUCAAUCCUUUUUCGAAUGGUGGUGCUGCUCCUGCAUCCAAAUCACGUAUUCCACCAUUAGCAUCUCAGCCACUGGGCUUUGGUCAAAGGCAUGAUGCUACAGUUGAUAUUCCUUUGGAUACUACAAAUGACUCCAAGAAAAGAGGUCAAGAGCUAGCUGCUUGGGAAGCGGAUUUAAAACGGAAAGAGAAGGAAAUAAAAAGAAGAGAAGAGGCUGUUUCUAGAGCUGGUGUUCCUGUUGAUGAUAAGAAUUGGCCUCCAAUUUUCCCAAUCAUUCAUCAUGAUAUUGCCAAUGAGAUACCGGUUCAUGCUCAGAGGCUGCAAUAUUUGGCCUUUGCAAGUUGGUUAGGAAUUGUUCUCUGCCUAGUUUUUAAUGUAGUUGCUGUGACUGUCUGUUGGAUCAGAGGCGGCGGUGUUAAAAUUUUUUUCCUUGCGGUUAUAUAUGGUCUACUUGGUGUUCCCCUUUCAUAUGUUCUUUGGUACAGACCCCUCUAUCGUGCUAUGAGGACGGAUAGUGCACUGAAGUUUGGUUGGUUUUUCAUGUUCUACUUGCUUCAUAUUGGAUUUUGCAUCUUUGCUGCAAUUGCGCCUCCAAUUGUUUUUCAUGGAAAAUCAUUAACGGGCAUCCUUGCUGCAAUUGAUGUCUUCUCAGACCAUGUAUUGGUUGGGAUAUUCUAUUUGAUUGGAUUUGGCAUGUUUUGCUUGGAGGCUCUUCUAAGCUUAUGGGUGCUUCAGAAAAUAUACAUGUACUUCCGGGGGCAUAAGUGAGACUGUUCUCUUCUGGAUUUUGAUCCGACGGCUUUUAUAAUGUCAAUCACUUCACAAUGUGGCUUAGCAUAUUCUUUUUGUCUAUCCUCAUUUUCUCAUACAAUAUCUUGGUGUGAUAUUGGUCUUGUUCUUUGUAGUUACCAGGGUUUAGUUUGUAUCAGGGUUUAGUUUGUUUGUACCAUACUGUGUAAUGAAUUCUGUGAAGUUCAGUAUCUCUUCUAGAGUGUUUCGCUCCAGUGAAAAGAAAAUAUGCUUUCGAUAAGCAGACAUGUAGUGGAUUUCCAUUGAAGUAUUAUUGUAUGGUAUUGCAGUUGUGAUGCGCCUCAAAAAAGCUAGUCCUCUAGACAAGAAAAAAAAAAUACAAAAAUUCACUAGCA